AGACACCGCCGGGAGCCCAGCCCGCCCUCUUCCUUUAAGGCCUCCGGCAUGGAAACAUCUGAACCACGUGCCGGAAACCAGCUCACGCCGACGCCGGCGCGCCACUCCUUGUCGUUUGGCGCCGAGCUGCCGCCCAUAUCAUCGCGAGACCAGCUCGCCGAAAUGGCCGCGUCCAACCAAGGGCAUUUUGAGUCACUGGACCUUGCAGAAUAUGCUAAGAAGCAGCCAUGGUGGCGCAAGCUGUUUGGGCCAGAAACUGGGCCCUCAGCUGAAAAGUACAGCGUCGCAACACAGCUGUUGAUUGGAGGGGUCACUGGCUGGUGCACAGGUUUCAUCUUCCAGAAGGUUGGAAAGUUGGCUGCAACAGCUGUGGGAGGAGGAUUUUUUCUCCUUCAGAUUGCAAACCAUACUGGCUACAUCAAAAUUGACUGGCAACGAGUAGAGAAGGACAUGAAGGCGGCCAAGGAACAGCUGAAGAUCCGCAAGAGCAACCACUUACCCACAGAGGUGAAAAGCAAAGCCGAGGAGAUGGUGUCCUUUGUGAAGAAGAACGUUCUAGUGACUGGUGGAUUUUUCGGAGGUUUUCUGCUUGGCAUGGCAUCCUAAGGAGGACUUCCUGUUUCCAUUAUUUCCGGUUUCUGUACCUAGAUCAGCCUCUACACUCCAUCAUAGGACAUCGAGUCUCCUCCUCCUCUUCUCCUGUGCCUUCCUCCCUGCUGUAGCAUAUCCGAAUGGCUUCUAUAGGCAUCUGUUGAUACGAACUGAUAAUGACCCUACUGUGAGCCUCAAGACAACAUCGGAAGAGACAAUAGAUUACCUAUCCUCCCAGAACACUCCCCACUUGACUGAGCUAGCGCAUAGGGAUGUUCCUUUCCCCCCCGACAUCAGAUACUUGCUAGCACACAAUGCGAUAUAGCUCACUGCGGAGGAUAAGUGGAUACUCAAAGGUGCCCAACUUGAAUUAGAACAGGAAUAACCAGCACAUAGAUAACCUUAGAACGUGCGGCAUGGAAAGGAACUGAAUACAUUUGCCUUUGAGCGUGAAAGAUUUUUAGUGUCUACUUUCUCUUUGCCUUGGCUUUGAUUACAGAAAGGGAGAUGUUUAUAACUAUUACAACUCUCCUGACAAAAUGGUGGCAUAAACCCUAUCAUUGAAAAGUUAUCGACAUAGAAUGAACUUGUGCUCAACAUGUAUGAUGAACUGAAGAUACAGUGUUUGGUGGGAAAACCUUGAGGGAAAUCAUGAUACAUCAUUGGAUAAUCAGACUUAAUGAAUGAAUCAUUUGGGGGCGUUAAGAUGUUAUCCGGGAAUGGGGGUUUCCACCAUACAGGAUAAUGCAUCUCAUGGCUAUUCCCAAAGUAUGUAUUUAUGGUCAAAUAAAUGACUAGCUGGGA
Pipistrellus kuhlii (Kuhl's pipistrelle) is the source of this 1395-nucleotide messenger RNA. RefSeq names its product FUN14 domain containing 2 (gene FUNDC2). The record is from RefSeq and is a predicted model, not a curated record. The transcript has 6 exons. The coding region runs from base 49 to 606 and encodes 185 amino acids. Gene Ontology annotation, cellular component: mitochondrial outer membrane. Gene Ontology annotation, biological process: autophagy of mitochondrion. Lineage: Eukaryota; Metazoa; Chordata; Mammalia; Chiroptera; Vespertilionidae.